AUGGGCAGCUGCUGCGGCAAAGAGAAGAAGCCUGAGGCGGUCCCCCCUCCUCGUCCUGUGCAGGCUUUGCCCAAGCACAUCUCUGCCUCUUACACCGACAUCACAGAGUACAGAACGCCCAGCAGAAGGGCCAUCACGCAAUACCAGGUCAUCCCUCCUGAGACUUGGACGCCCUACUACCAUGCCAGACAAACAUUGUCUGGCACUCAAAUGGCCUACGAGUUUGACCCAAGCUCCAGGCUGAAUCUUGAACGCAUCUGCGACAUGAAGACGCCUUCAGCUAGUGUUCGCAGCAGCAGACGCUCAAGAGGAUAUAACAGCAGUAACUACGAGACAAUUCGCUACGACACGUCCAGCGCUUCUCGCUACUCUUCUCAGGGCUAA
Messenger RNA from [Torrubiella] hemipterigena, 384 nucleotides. The record is from the annotation of a GenBank genome assembly. Lineage: Eukaryota; Fungi; Ascomycota; Sordariomycetes; Hypocreales; Clavicipitaceae.